This is a messenger RNA of Bactrocera neohumeralis, 2154 nucleotides long. RefSeq names its product kinesin-like protein KIF1C. NCBI's taxonomy places the organism in Eukaryota, Metazoa, Arthropoda, Insecta, Diptera, Tephritidae. Gene Ontology annotation, molecular function: ATP hydrolysis activity; ATP binding; microtubule binding. Bases 1 to 2154 code for a protein of 717 amino acids. The record is from RefSeq and is a predicted model, not a curated record. Gene Ontology annotation, biological process: microtubule-based movement. The transcript has 5 exons. Gene Ontology annotation, cellular component: kinesin complex; microtubule.
AUGUCGACGGCGAUUCUGAGCGAUGACAUUGUUCUUUCGCCCCAGCAGGAGAAGCAAGCCGAGCGAGAGCAAGAGCGUGUCUUUGACCUUCUCGGCGUGCCGAUUCUCGAGAAUGCGCUGCAAGGCUUCAACGCGUGUAUCUUUGCCUAUGGCCAAACAAGCAGUGGGAAGACGUACACCAUGCUCGGGACCAAGCGCCACUGGGGCGUCACACCGCGCCUUGCUGCACUCCCUUUUUCCAGCGGCUCGGCAGCAACGGCAACGGUGGCGGUGGUGGUCGGUCAGACAGUCCUGUCUCUCUUCCGCCCGUUAACGGCGCCGCACGCAAAGGGAAUCGAAACGGCAGCGCAGGUGUCAGCCGAGACUCCUCGCCGUCGCCCUCGCAAGGCCUCUCUUCGCACCGCUCGACGUCUGGUCGGCCGCGUUCACAGUACGCGGAUUUUCCUCAAGCGACGCCGAGACGUCGACAACCGGACCGCCCAAGGUGCGCGACUUGCUGAAGCAGCGACCAAAGAAUGCGAUUCUGCACUACAACAGCCGAUUCGACGUCAAGGACGUGCACUACAACGAGUACCAAACCCUCAGGUUCGCCAGCACCCCGAGCACGGGCUGUUCGUGGAGGGUCUCACGUCGGUGCGGGUGAACUCGUGGAGUGCAUGCGAGCGUUACCUGAAGGAGGGCAGCAUUCUGCGUACGCAGGCGGCGACGUCCAUGAAUGAGACCUCCAGCCGCUCCCACGCCAUCUUUCAGGUGACCAUCACGCAGGUGGAGCAGCUGGGUGGACGGGAGAACCUCAACGAAACCGCGUCCACGCUGCGCUACGCCGCGUUGGCACGGGGGGUGCGCAACCGCGUGAAAAUCAACGAGGACCCCUCUGCCCGCGUCAUCCACGAACUGCAGAACCGUAUUUUCAGCCUGCAAGACGAGCUUGCCCUGGCCCCCUCUCCCCGACGAGUCGCGGAGUUAGAGCUGGAUCUGGAGGAGAACGCCGCGGCCCUCUCGGAGCUACAGGAGAGGCACCAAAGCGCUGCACAGGCGCUGAACGCGAAAAAGGAGCGAGAGUGCGAACUGCUUUCGCAGCUGAAGCAGCAGCAGGAGCAAGAAGCGAGGUGGCGCCGGGAGGUGGAGCGCGAGAGAAGAGAAGGCGUAUCUGCAGGACAUGGUUCGUCGCUUGCAGGAGGAGAACAAGUCCCUCGCGAAGACCGCCGUGGACUACAAAAAGAGAAGGAAAACAGCAGCAGCGGUUCGAUCACCGCGGUGACGGCCAGCGGGCUCUCUCCUCGCGCACGCGCUGGUGAAGGCGUCAGCGCCGGACCCUCCGUAUCCCCACAUCGCCAGCCGCGGCGGCAGCAGCAGCAGCAGCAGCGGAUUCGAAAGGUGGCGGAGAACGUCUCGGCAGUGGACAGUCGGCGGGUUCCUUUUUCAGCCCCAGGCGCCGGCAGCGGGCGGGAGGCUGAGGUCAACGCGCGUCGGUUUUCUGUGGGUCACAAUGGACCGCUUUUACCUGCGCGACGGCAGCAGCAGCACCAACAAGAACCGCUCUUUCGCUAUCCUUCCUCUUCAUUGCGUUCCGAGGUUGACGGCAGCGAGGGCCACAGCGGCAGCCCGGCGGGGCUGGACGUGCAAGGAAAGAAGAAACAGAAGGGCGCUACCAAGUCGCUGACCUCGUCGGCAUCGGAGGACACGCCGUCUGCGGUCGAUGCGGAUGCGAAGAUGCUGCGGCCAUCCCCACCGUCGCCGCCCACAGAGUCAAGCCCACUGGCGUUAAUCCGUUCGCGCAUGAAGCUGCAGCAGCAGCAGCAGCAGCAACAACAACAACAACAACCGUUUUCUGUCGCUCCUGCGGCCGCACUCGACGACGGCACCGCCCUUUCCGGAAUGAUCCUCCACGCAUCGCCAAAGGCAGUCGUCGCGGCUGCGAGCGCCGCGCUACCAUCGAUUGCAGAACUGGACAAAGCGAAGGCAUCGAACGGCAGCAAAGGUCGCCACCACCCGCAGCGAGCCGACCUUCAAGGUGAAUUGCAAGAACAGCAGCAACAGCAGCAGCCGCUGAUUCACCACACGAGCGCAUGGCUUGCAGACGGGGGCCACCUGGGCGUUGAAGACGAGCCCAGCCUCUCCUGCAGCGUGGAUAGCAUUAGCCAGAAAUUGUGA